Drosophila willistoni is the source of this 2022-nucleotide messenger RNA. RefSeq names its product Golgi resident protein GCP60. The transcript has 4 exons. The record is from RefSeq and is a predicted model, not a curated record. NCBI's taxonomy places the organism in Eukaryota, Metazoa, Arthropoda, Insecta, Diptera, Drosophilidae. The coding region runs from base 142 to 1653 and encodes 503 amino acids. Gene Ontology annotation, cellular component: Golgi membrane. Gene Ontology annotation, molecular function: fatty-acyl-CoA binding.
GUGAAAUUGUCGCACACUGCAUAUAUUUACACUUACAAACGUCACAUAGUGACAACGAAUUUUUAUUUUUGUUUUUCUGGCUAAAUAAAUUGGUUUUCAAAAGUACAUUUGGCCAUUGCAAAAGGAAUCAAUCAAGAAGCCAUGGAAGGCGCCGCCGAUAAUAGAGCAAAAUCCUUAUCGGCACCGACAACUGCAACAUCUGCAACUACAGCUACAACAACAACAACGGCGAGUACUAUAGCAGAGAAAUGGGGUUUUCCGCUCCAGGAAUUGUAUCGAAUGGCCUUUACUUUCUACAAACAGAAUUCGGGCAAAGCCAUACAUCUGUCCUACGAGGACAAUCUGAAGUUGAUCGCAUUUAAGCAACAGGCAUCACUUGGACCCUUCAAUACCACUCAUGCUCCGGCUUUGGGUGUUCUCGAUGUAAUUGGGCGGGAUCGUCAGCAGCAUUGGCAGCUGCUUGGCGACAUUAGUCGUGAGCAGGCAAUGGAGGGAUUCAUUGAUCUGCUGGACACCAUGUGCAGUGCAUUUCGUCCGUAUAUCGAGGCAGUGCGUCAAAAUCGUGAUACCACACUAAAGGCGGACCUGAAGCGCAUGGAGCAGGAAAAAGAGGAGCGUACGAAGCGGGAACGUGAACAGAAGGAGCUACUCGAAGAGGGCUACAAAGAAGAAUUGCAACGUCGCCAAUUGCAGGACGCACUUAACAAACAGACGUAUCAACAAUUCAAGCUUUAUGCAGAGAAACAGUUCCCUGGGAAUCCAGAACAGCAGGCUGUCCUCAUUCAUCAGUUGCAGCGUGAACAUUACCAUCAAUAUAUGCAACAAUUGCAUAUGCAUAAUCAAAACCAGGAGAGAGAAAAGGAGAAAGACAAAGAAUGCGUACAGGGACUCAUGCAGAGUCAGAGCCAAGUUCAAGGUCAGGGUCAGGGACAGAGUCAAGGCAAUAACAAUAAUAAUCCAAGCGAUUUAACCAAUGCCAUGGAAAAUUUACAACUUAAUGAGUUUGAAGCACAGCAACAUGGUCAGGGGCAGCUACAGUUGCAGGAGGGGCCCAUUCAGUCGCUAGAAAAUGAUCAUGUAGCAGGCGAUGAAUAUGAUGACUAUGUAAUGAUUCGACCGGCUAAAAUCUGGACACGACCCGACAUUGAACAGUUUAAGACUGAAGUAUCCGCUGGUGAUGGCGAUGGAGUUAUUACCAUUGGACACGGCGACACAGUUACGGUUCGCGUGCCCACCAAUUCGAAUGGUAAAUGCAUUUUCUGGGAAUUCGCCACGGAUAACUAUGACAUCGGUUUUGGCAUUUAUUUCGAAUGGGCCAAACCAGUGACAAAUGAGGUGACAGUCCAUGUCAGCGACAGUGACGAGGAUGAAGAUUGUGUCGAUGAGGAUUAUCUAUCCACCACUGAGGAUCUGGAAUCGGGUGGCUCGUUAUCGCAACAUCAGGAUCGUCAUGCUCUCAAUAAUCCAAGUGUAGCAGCAGCCAAGGCACCCAUUUCAAUUAUUGUCCCCAUCUAUCGCAGGGAAUGCUACAAUGAGGUCUAUGUCGGGUCACAUUCCUAUCCAGGCGAGGGUGUUUAUUUGCUGAAAUUCGAUAAUAGCUAUAGUAUUUGGCGUUCCAAAACACUUUACUAUCGUGUUUACUACGAGCGCUAAUCCCAGAGAUGCCAAACCCGGAGAAAACCGUUGGUAAAAAGUAAAAGGAAAACAUAAAAACUGAGGAUGAAAAUACCCCCAAAAACACUUCUCGUAGAAAUUUAUUCAAAAAAAAAAAAACCGACAACGUCAAUAUGUCUGUGUCUGUAUGUGUAUGUGUUUACCGUCUGCAUCUGUAUCUAUGUGCAUGUAAAAACAUCAAUUCCUUUUUAUUGAAUGGAUUAUAUAAUUUAUUAUUUAGUUUUAACAAAAUUUCAAAAUUCGAAAUUUUAAAAUAAACCGAAGUAUAUAUCGAUAGCUUUAUAUCGAUAGCAGCUGACUGACAGUUAGCAGCGCUGCCAGAUGUAGCCAAAUCGCCAAAAUUCGAAA